Molecule: messenger RNA, 1503 nt
Organism: Leptinotarsa decemlineata (Colorado potato beetle)
Lineage: Eukaryota; Metazoa; Arthropoda; Insecta; Coleoptera; Chrysomelidae
Gene: eIF3e
Product: eukaryotic translation initiation factor 3 subunit e
Cellular component (GO): cytoplasm; eukaryotic translation initiation factor 3 complex
Molecular function (GO): translation initiation factor activity
Source: RefSeq, a predicted model, not a curated record
AAGAGAGAACACUGUCAACUGUCAAACCCUCGAAUUCCAACAUUUAUGGCGUAAAGGAGGUUAAUAUACACGAGAAUAGAAAACUAAGUAAUUGUAGCAAAACCGAUAAUAUGGCAAAGUUUGAUCUAACUCCGAAAAUGGGCCAAUAUUUGGAUAGGCACUUAGUCUUUCCUUUAUUGGAGUUUUUAUCAGCUAAAGGGAUCUACAAUGAAACCGAACUAUUGAAGGCCAAACUAGACAUUUUGAGUAAAACAAAUAUGAUUGAUUAUGCUAUCGACAUAAGGAAGCAGUUGUUUCCAGAUGAGGAAGUUCCAGAAGACUUGAAACAGAGACGUAUUCACGUUGUUGCUCAAUUACAGGAGCUUCAACAAGAAGUCGAACCUAUCAUUCAAAUAAUGGCUGAUGAAGAAGUUAUGAAAAAUAUGGAAAAUAUGAGAGAUUCUAAAACUCUCAUCAACUUCCUGUCCAAGGAUUACAAGUUCGAAAUUGACAUGAUCGAUAGUCUUCACAAAUUAGCUAAGUAUCGUUAUGAAUGUGGUAACUAUUCAGUAUCAACAUCAUAUUUGUAUUUCUGUAUGCUUGUUCUGCCUCAAAAUGACAAAAACUACCUGAGUGCUUUAUGGGGCAAAUUUGCGUCUGAAAUUCUUUAUCAGAAUUGGGAUUCUGCUCUGGAAGAUCUCAAUAAGCUACGAGAAUACAUAGAUUCCAGCCCCAACCAGUUUGGAGGAAACAGCUUACAGCUCUUGCAACAGAGAACUUGGUUAAUACAUUGGUCCCUCUUUGUAUUCUUCAACCACGCCAUGGGGAGGGAACUUAUUAUAGAAAUGUUCCUUUAUAGGCCACAUUAUCUCAAUGCCAUUCAGACAAUGUGCCCUCACAUCUUGAGAUACUUGGCAACUGCUGUAAUAAUCAAUCGUGGGAGGAGAUCUGCCCUGAAAGAUCUGGUUAAAGUUAUCCAGCAAGAAAGUUACACAUAUCGCGAUCCGAUAACAGAGUUUUUGGAACAUUUGUAUGUGAACUUUGAUUUCGAUGGUGCCAGGCAGAAACUACACGAAUGUCAAACAGUCUUACUCAACGAUUUCUUCCUCAUAUCCUGCCUAGACGAGUUUGUGGAGAAUGCCCGUCUCAUGAUUUUUGAAACAUUCUGUAGAAUCCACGAGUGUAUCAGCAUCAGCAUGUUGGCAGAAAAACUGAACAUGAAUCCAGAUGAAGCUGAAUGUUGGAUUGUGAAUUUGAUCAGAAAUGCUAGGUUGGAUGCCAAGAUAGAUUCCAAAUUGGGUCAUGUAGUAAUGGGAGCGCAACCACUUUCUCCAUACCAACAACUCAUUGAAAAAAUUGAUUCUUUGUCAGUGAGAUCAGAGACAUUAUGUGGACUCAUUGAAAGAAAACUAAGAGCGAAAACAGAUGUAAGUAUACGUUGGGGAAAUCAGGAAUUUUAGGUUCAUGAAUACUAUAUUCCUUUCUUUAUUAUUCUUUCCAAUAUAAUAAAGUGAUUUUCACCAA